AUGUGUUUUGGCAGUCGCAAGAGCGACAGCGGCGAGGCUCGCUCCCGCGAACUCGACCGCAUGCUCCGCCAAGAUGAGCGUCGAAUGUCCAAGGAGGUCAAGCUCCUUCUUCUCGGUGCCGGAGAAUCGGGCAAAUCGACUAUUCUGAAACAGAUGAAGCUCAUAUACUCACAGGGCUUCAGUAAGAGCGAGCGUCUUGACUGGAAACCCGUCGUCUUUAGCAACAUUGUCCAGUCCUUUCGCACCAUCAACGAGGCCAUGUCGGAGCUCAACUACGAUUUCGACAACCCCGAUAAUGAGAAAUACAUGGCGCGCAUUCUUGUCGAUCACGAAAUCAGUCCCGAAGAAAAGCCACCACAAGAAUACCUAGAACCCAUCAAGAGCCUCUGGCAAGACAGCGGCGUGAAGAGGGCCAUCGCCAAGGGCAACGAAUAUGCGCUCCACGACAACCUUGCAUACUUUGUCGAAGACAUUGACCGUAUUUGGGCCGACGGCUACGUUCCCAACGACCAGGAUCUUCUGCGCUCGCGACUACGAACUACGGGUAUAACAGAAACCAUUUUCGACCUCGGGCAGCUGACUUACCGCAUGUUUGAUGUUGGUGGACAACGAUCUGAACGCAAGAAGUGGAUUCAUUGCUUUGAGAAUGUUAACUGCCUGCUUUUCCUGGUCGCGAUCAGUGGCUACGACCAGUGCCUUGUAGAGGACAAGGACGGAAACCAAAUGAACGAAGCCCUGAUGCUAUGGGAAUCGAUAGCCAACUCGCAUUGGUUCACGCGCUCCUCCAUGAUCCUCUUCCUCAACAAGAUGGACCUCUUCCGCGAAAAGCUGCCGCGCAGCCCCAUCAGCAAAUACGGCUUCACUGAUUACCACGGCCCAACGGACGACUACAAAGCCGCCAGCAAGUACUUUCUCGAUAAAUUCAAGGCCCUGAGCCGCAACCCGGAAAAAGAAAUCUACGGCCACUUUACCAACGCCACUGAUACCAACCUGCUCAAGAUCACCAUGGGCUCGGUGCAGGACAUGAUAAUACAGCGCAACCUGAAGCAGUUGAUACUAUAA
Akanthomyces muscarius is the source of this 1062-nucleotide messenger RNA. RefSeq lists its product as uncharacterized. Gene Ontology annotation, cellular component: heterotrimeric G-protein complex. The transcript is spliced from 5 exons. The coding region runs from base 1 to 1062 and encodes 353 amino acids. Gene Ontology annotation, molecular function: G-protein beta/gamma-subunit complex binding; G protein-coupled receptor binding; GTPase activity. Lineage: Eukaryota; Fungi; Ascomycota; Sordariomycetes; Hypocreales; Cordycipitaceae. The record is from RefSeq and is a predicted model, not a curated record. Gene Ontology annotation, biological process: G protein-coupled receptor signaling pathway.